AUGAAGAAGGCAUACGAUGUCAUUAUAGUCGGUGCAGGACAUAAUGGUCUUGUUACUUCAGCAUAUUUAGCUCGACAAGGUUUACGUGUUCUUGUAUGUGAAAAACGUGCGAUUGUUGGUGGUGCUGCAUGUACAGAAGAAAUAAUAAAAGAUUUUAAAUUUUCUCGUGCAUCGUAUUUGUUAAGUUUAUUUCGUCCGAAAAUAAUUGAUGAUUUAAAUUUACGUGAACAUGGUUUAAAGUAUUAUUUUCGUGAUCCAUGUUCGUACACACCAAUAAAAAAUCCAUUGAAUCAUUCUCAACGUUCAUUAUUAUUAUCUUCGACAGAUAAUCAAUUUAAUAUGAAACAACUUGGAAAUUUUUCAAAAAAAGAUGCAGAAAUAUUUCCGAAAUAUGAAGAAUGGUUAACAAAAAUAUGUCGAGCUUUAGAUGAAUUAAUCUAUUCACCUCCAGCUGAUCUCGGACAAAUGAGUAAACAAAAUAAAAUAUCGGAUCGUUUUCGUGCUUAUAAUUAUUCAGCGAGAAUAUUUUAUAACUUAUUUCAAAAACUUGGUCUUAAAGGUUCUCUGGAUUUAUAUCAACUAUUAACUUCAUCGGCAAGUAAAAUAUUAGAUCAAUGGUUUGAAUCCGAUAUUAUCAAAGCUACAUUAGCUACUGAUGGUCUUAUUGGUGCUAUGCUCGGUCCUUAUGAUAGAGGAACUGGCUAUAUUCUACUUCAUCAUGUCAUGGGUGGUUUAGAUGGACGAGCUAAUGCUUGGUAUUAUGUGCAAGGAGGAAUGGGUGGUGUGAGUAAUGCUAUAGCAUCAUCUGCUCGUGCUGCUGGUGUUGAAAUACGUACAAAUUGUAGUGUUAAGCAUAUUGAUAUACGUAAUUCAAAAGUUGAAGGUGUUGUACUCGAAAAUGGGGAAGAAAUUAAGGGAAAAAUUGUUGCUUCGAAUGCAACAGGUUAUACGACAUUUAAAAAUUUAAUAUUAAAUGAUGUUAUUCAAACAAAUGCUGAAUUAGUUGAAUUAAAAAGACAUAUUUUACAAAUGGAUUAUUCAAGUGGAACAACAAAAAUAAAUCUUGCACUUUCAGGAUUACCAAAUUUUCUUGCUGAUCCAAAUAAAACUAACAAUGAAUUUCAACCUCAUCAUCAAUGUACAAUACAUAUGAAUAGUGAAUCAAUACCUAAUCUACAUACUGCUUAUCAAGAAGCAUUAAACGGAAAACCAAGUAAACAUCCAUUGAUCGAAAUGGUUAUUCCUUCAACACUUGAUCCAACUAUAGCACCAAAAGGUUGUCAUGUUGCUCUAUUAUUUACACAAUAUACACCAUAUCGUUUACCAAAUGGUAAACAAAUUGAGAUAACUGAUGAAUAUAAAGAAAAUUAUUAUCGAACUGUUAUCAAUGAAAUUGAACAAUAUGCACCUGGAUUUGAAAAACUUAUCAUUGGACGUGAUAUGCUUUUUCCAUCAGAUUUAGAAGAACAAUUUUCUCUAACAGGUGGAAAUAUUUUUCAUGGUGCACUUCCACUUGAUCAACUCUACUCAUUUCGACCAGCAGUUUCAUGUUCAAAUCAUCGAACUCCUAUACAAGGUCUUUAUCUAUGCGGAAGUUCAACACAUCCAGGAGGAGGUGUCACUGGUAUGCCAGGUUUUAAUGCAGCAACAAUCAUGCUUAAUGAUUGGCAACGUAAAAAAUUUCUAUUCAAAUAA
Adineta steineri is the source of this 1695-nucleotide messenger RNA. NCBI's taxonomy places the organism in Eukaryota, Metazoa, Rotifera, Eurotatoria, Adinetida, Adinetidae. The record is from the annotation of a GenBank genome assembly.